UUUUGGAGUUCAGCGACAGAUACAUUCGCCGACAGCCUGGCAAAUUGUCUGCAUUCUUUUGCUGUGUAUCAUUCCUUCAGUUGCAAGCGUGAAAAAUAAGAAUGUCUGAACAAAAGUAUGAUUUUGUUGUUUUUGGUGCCAGUGGGUUUACAGGACAGUUUGUAGUGGAAGAGAUUGCUCGAAUUGCUGACGAGGAAGCUGGUUUGACAUGGGCGGUUGCUGGACGAUCUAUGGAAAGAUUACAGAAAAUUUUGGAAAAAGCAUCAAAAGCUACAGGUAAAGAUCUUGAAAGUGUUCCAAUCAUUGUAGCAGAUACUGGCUGUGAUGAGUCUAUUUUAGAAAUGACAAAGCAAGCUAAAAUUGUGCUUAACUGUGUUGGACCAUACCGUUUCCAUGGGGAGAGAGUUGUAAAAGCAUGUAUUGAAGGUGGAGCCAGUCAUUUAGAUAUAAGUGGUGAACCACAGUACCUUGAGAGAAUGCAGUUGAUGUAUAAUAAUAAAGCUAAAGAAGCUGGUGUGUAUAUAAUAGGAACAUGUGGCUUUGAUAGCAUACCAGCAGAAAUGGGAGUUGUAUUUGCACAAAAGAAGUUUCAAGGUGAAAUCAAUUCCAUUGAAGCUUAUCUGGACUUUGAAGCAAAAGAGGGUUUAGUAGGUAAUGUGACAACAUUAGAAUCAGCUGUUUAUGGCUUUGCUCAUGCUUAUGAGCUGAAGAGUUUAAGGCGUUCUCUUUAUCCAGAACCAUUACCAAAGCCAAGUUUUAAACUUCAAAAACGAGGUGCUGUACAUAAAAAUGAAGUUGUCAAUAAGUACUGUGUACCUUUCAUGGGAAGUGAUAAAUCAGUGGUCAAUAGAACACAAAGAUAUAACUAUGAACACAACAAACAGAGACCGAUUCAGUUUGAUCCUUACAUAGCUUGUUCAGGAAUAUUACAGCUGAUCGGAAUGAUGGUGUUUGGUAUUAUAUUUGCUGUUUUGUCUAAGUUUAGCUUUGGACAGAGUCUUCUCAUCAAGUAUCCUGAAAUUUUUACAUUUGGUGCCUUCAAGAAAUCUGGACCAACCAAAAAACAGAUUGAGAAUACUUCAUUUUCCAUGACACUUGUAAGUAAAGGAUGGAGUACUAAGUUAGAGGACCCAGCAGAACAACAUACAGACAAACCUGAAGUCGUCUCUAUAACCAAAGUCUUUGGACCAGAACCUGGAUAUGUAACAACCCCUAUUUGUAUGGUACAGUGUGGACUGGUUCUCUUGAAAGAGAAGAGUAAGAUACCCAAAGGUGGUGGAGUACUGACACCAGGUUCUGCCUUUGCUGAAACUAGUUUAAUUGACAGACUUCAGAACCACAACAUUAAAUUCCAAGAGGUUAAAGAGUAAACGGUGCUGUAGAGUUCAUUGGUUCAAUUGUAGAAAAAAACAAUUAUUAUUUCUUAUUGUAAGAUUAGAAUAUAUACUUUACAUUCAUUCUUUUACUCACUGCUGCAAAAACUGAAAAUCAUGGAAUUCAUUGUUAUAAUUUGAAACAAUACUAAAAUAAAUUCAUAAAUAGAAUUAGUGUUCAAUGCUAAUUCAAUAGAUUCCAAUAUAUUGUGAUAUGUGCCUUUGGAAAACAUAGCAUGUCAGUUGGUCUCCCAAAUUUAGAAGUUUUGUUAUCUAAAAAACUUGGUUUUAUAAACCUCAAUGAACAAGAUCUAUUAUCAGACACCAAUAUCAAAGAAAUCUAAGAAAAUUAAUCGGGUACUUCAUGAAAAAAAUCUGAAGAUUGCCUGUUCUUAUAAUUCCUUCUUAAGGUCAAGGGAAGAUAACUCAAAUUACCUUUCUAAAGCCUUAAAUUUUGAUGUAAAAAAAAAAAUAUUU
Molecule: messenger RNA, 1850 nt
Organism: Mytilus trossulus (common blue mussel)
Lineage: Eukaryota; Metazoa; Mollusca; Bivalvia; Mytilida; Mytilidae
Product: saccharopine dehydrogenase-like oxidoreductase
Exons: 12
Coding region: 102-1370 (422 amino acids)
Biological process (GO): glycolipid biosynthetic process
Cellular component (GO): mitochondrion; lipid droplet; plasma membrane
Source: RefSeq, a predicted model, not a curated record